Daktulosphaira vitifoliae (grape phylloxera) is the source of this 3285-nucleotide messenger RNA. RefSeq lists its product as uncharacterized. The transcript is spliced from 6 exons. NCBI's taxonomy places the organism in Eukaryota, Metazoa, Arthropoda, Insecta, Hemiptera, Phylloxeridae. The coding region runs from base 570 to 2924 and encodes 784 amino acids. The record is from RefSeq and is a predicted model, not a curated record.
CAAAUAGUAUUGUUUGACCCCGCGUGGUGUUAGUGUGUGUGUGCGUGCGCAAAAUUACGUUUUAUGUUUACUACCAUAGACGACUACUACUACCUCUGCUGCUACUGCUGUUUGGUAAUCACGCAGUCAGCUACCACGACGAUAUUGUGUUAUCAGCUUGCACAUACUACUGUAAUGUACAAUGUUCAUAUAAGUCAUAGCUAGUUUAUAGUUUUAGUGUGGUGUAUGUAGUAGAUGUCAAUAUUAUUUUUUAUUAAUUUAUCCAAACUAUCAAUUUUAUUUCCUCUCGAAUAAGUGUCCGAUUUUUAUAGUGUUAUUAUUUGCGUGCGGGUUAUGUUAUUAAAAUUUCAGUGUAAUAUUAAGUGUUUAAUUGUAGUUAUUAAUGUUAUCGUUACUAUGAUUGUGGUUCGUAAUUUUUUGUUGCCAGCUAAAAUUGUCGAUAUCGUCAUCUGACAAACUCAAGAAUAACAGAUUUGUCGCAAAUGACACCACGAAAAACGACGUGGAUAAAACCGCCGAACCUUGAACUGGUGCGAAUAAGACUUUGAGGGGCCUCGAGCCCCUGUGGGAUGGACUGCCGUGGCGACGAGCUCAUCCAGCACAAUAACCGAACUCCCGCCGCUCAAGCCGUACCCUUUCAAUAUCUCAUCAACGAACAAGCCAAGUCUAUCCUCGCUCUACAGGAAUUGCAGAAUGAGGUCGGUGCGUUGUUGGAAUUUAGGGACCUUGUCAUGGACACGUUUCCCCACUUACGCCAAAAACAGCUAUCCAGUCCUGAACCAAGCUCUGGAUCGCAAGGCGUUGGUUCCGGGGAGAGUCGGUGGGAGCCUGGAGUGCGUGUACGGCGUAAAUUGGGAUCUACAUCAUCACAAUCAUCUGGGUGGAUUGCAGGUGGUGGGCUUACUACAGUACCUCGAAGUCGUAGUAAUAGCCAUGGUAAAGGGCCAAAAAGUGGAGAGCCAACCACGACUACGUCAGUGGGCACCGUGCAGGAUAGCGGUUUUUGUACGGAGAGUAAAGACAGUAGUUCGACUAGCUCGCGUAAAAACAAAGAUGAAGAUGAGCUAUGGAGCUUACUUGAGUUGAUCCAAGAUAAAGGCAUUAAGUUGAAGUUAGAUGUCGAAUUUCUGCAAGAUAGACUCUUAAAGUCUACUAGUAGAAACGAUCUCCAACUUCGAAAAUGCAAAAGCUUAGUAGACCUUACUCGUGUACAACAAUCCCCGACUUUUGUUGAUGACUAUAAUGUGUUUCAUAGUCAUGUCACCCAACUUAAAGAGGAGCGAGAUUCGCUGUUGGAUAGAGUUACCGAAAUGGAGGCGGAGAGCUUGUCGAAUGCUGCGCAAAUUCAUCGGCUACUCGCUGAACUCAAGGCUGUGGUAUGUGAGAAUAAAGAACUCGAAGAAAGACUUAGUGGUAGCGGAAAACAGUCAAAACUUGUUAGAAAUUCUAGUCAUAACGGUGGUUUCACCCCUGUACAGCCCGAAUCUACUGACCAAAGCUCAUCGGGUACUAGGGAUGCGUAUUACACCCUCAGUCAACAUUCAACUAAUCUAUCUUCCAUUGAGUUGUGCAAACAGUGUUCGUAUGAAACGGACGACCGUUCUAGACAGUUAGUAGAGAUGGUACGACCAUCGGAUCCAAUAUCUAGAAAUCUUGAUGGAUGUAGAUCGCCAGUAUAUCCUACCGUUAGCUCACCAACUUAUGCCAAACGACUAGGUACCUUAGACGGUAUUGUUAGUAGCCCAGCUGACAAACUUAAUAGGUCUACUGGAGGUACACCUCUGCCAAAACAAACUCUGGCAGCUAUAUUAAAAACGUUCAAUCCUAUAGAACUGCAGCGACAUCUCAUCACAAUAUCCUAUGAAAAUAAAAAUUUAGUUCGCCAAAUAGAAUCUUUGAGUAAAUCUAAAGAUGAUGUUUCAAACGAACUACAUAGAAGUAAAGAGGAUAACGAAGAACUAAAAUUUCAAUUGGAAGAAAAACAAAUUGAACUCGAAGGUACCAUGGCUCGAGUGAGGUUGUUGCAACUACAUCAAGAACAGCAGCAACAUUUGAGUCCUCAGAAAACUAGUUCUCACACGUCUCCAUCUCUUAAUACCCCAGGGAAUACCUCUACAACUGCAGCCACGAUAACUUCCAGUCGAAAUUCAGUAACUAAAAGCCAAUGGUUAGAUCUUUUGCCGUCAAAUCCCAUACUACCUCAAUUAGCGCUACCAGCCACACCGUCGAUGCAUCAAAAUCAUAUUCAACAAAAUGAAGAAAACAAUAGUAGUACUGAAUCGGCACACCAAGCCCGUAGCAAGCAACAUCACAGUCAGCCUAGCAAAAUACCAAUUAAAGCAUUUUCUUCGCCUCGUCCUCCGUCUUCAUAUCGUGAACCUCGUGAUCCUUACCCUUCGUGGAACAAGAGUAAAUCAGAUCAGUCGUUACCUCGUAACUUAGAUUCAAUUAAAAUAACCAACGGACGAUCAUCAGGUGAAGUUCAUCAAAAUUCUAUUGGUAGCGGCAAAUAUCAACGACGACAAGAUUCUCUGCAGGACAGUAGACGGGGAAGACGGGAUUCUAGCGUGGGUGGAGGUGGCGGGAUGGCCCGCACGAAAUCUCAACAGCGGUCCAACUCUAUAAAAGAGAAGGUUACCACUGUCGGAUCUCAGACGGCCGACGAUACCAAGAAAAGACAUCAGCCGUUAUUCAGACGACGCAAUCUGGUACGGCAAAACAGGAUACUGGAGAAAACGGCUGUUCUGUUACCAGCCCUGGACGAGGUGCAAGAGCCCCCAGAAUCAUUGGUUGACAAUAAUGUGAGCAUUGAGUUCUUUGACAGUAUCGAGAGCAGUGUGGCUACCAGUGCAAGCUCUAGAAGACAGCAGCUGGUCGACUGUGACUCCAUCGACUUAUCCCAACCUGAUUUAUCGGUCACAUAAAUGGACAAACGGCCAUGUUUCCAAUUUAAUUCUACGUCAUUACUCUGUUUGCCGUAUGACCUUUUGCCAUGGUGAUAAAUCUGCAGUUUAUUUUUUGUAAAAUUAAUAGUAUGUUUGCCAUAUUGUUGUUUAUACCACUCGUACUUUCUACCCAAUCAUAUCUGUCCAAAAUUCACCCCCCAUGGUGCUCUACGGUCUUAGUAAAAUAUAUAUUUUGUUAAUUUUUUUAAUAUUUAAUUUGUUUUAUGAACUAUUGAUGCAUUUGUAUGUUUAUAAUUGGAUACGGCACAUUCCACGUGUAUUUAAUUAAUAUCAUAUUUUAAUUCUAUUUAAAUUUAGACUGAUUAUUGUUUAGUAAUUU